This is a messenger RNA of Acanthopagrus latus (yellowfin seabream), 837 nucleotides long. Its product is annotated as type-2 ice-structuring protein-like. The record is from RefSeq and is a predicted model, not a curated record. Gene Ontology annotation, molecular function: signaling receptor activity. Lineage: Eukaryota; Metazoa; Chordata; Actinopteri; Spariformes; Sparidae. The transcript is spliced from 8 exons. The coding region runs from base 109 to 720 and encodes 203 amino acids.
GGAGGUGUGUGGCGAUUGUGAUCGGCUACUGUGUUUCUCCCUUCUACGCUCUGAACCACGUUUGUGGCGGGGGCUGGAUGAGCGGGAGCGGGAACGGGAGCUACUGUCAUGCCUGCUCCUCUGGUGACGAGGCUGGGAGAGGAAGGCAACAGGACAACCCUCAGCAAGAUAGUCAUCACUUCGAACAUCUGUAUCACCUCGACCACAAAGAUGCUGACCGUGUCUCUACUUGUCUGUGCCAUGAUGGCUCUGACCAGAGCUGCUGAAGGAGAGGCUGAUUCAAACUCAGGACCAGACGGCAUCAGCACCCUAGCUGUGAUAGCACCAUCCUGUCCUGAUGGUUGGACAAGUUACAAUGAUCACUGUUUCCUCUACGUUCCAACUACCAUGACCUGGGCCAAUGCUGAGAAACACUGUCAGACUCAGGGUGGAAACCUUGCAUCAGUGCACAGCUUUGAAGAGCAUAACGCGAUUCAGAGUAUGAUACAGGGGCAGAUGAUGGGGUAUCCUCUCACAUGGCUUGGAGGCUACGAUGCAACACAGGAGGGUACCUGGUUCUGGAGCGAUGGUACACCCUUUACUAUCAACUACUGGGCUCCAGGACAGCCUGAUAAUCGGGCAAAUGCACACUGUCUCUUGAUGAACUUUGGAGAUGAGAAGAAAUUUGAUGAUCAGCCUUGCGACUACUCAAAGUCGUUCGUUUGUGGCAAAAAGCUGUGACAUCUCUUUGGACAGCAGAGCCACACACUUAUCAUGAAUCACAGAAGAUGGGUGCAUGAUAGGAUGAUUGUUUUUUCUUGUCUUUAACACAAUUAAAGUUCUCAAGCAUUGAAAAAA